Molecule: messenger RNA, 2049 nt
Organism: Penicillium vulpinum
Lineage: Eukaryota; Fungi; Ascomycota; Eurotiomycetes; Eurotiales; Aspergillaceae
Product: fungal specific transcription factor domain-containing protein
Exons: 3
Coding region: 1-2049 (682 amino acids)
Biological process (GO): positive regulation of transcription from RNA polymerase II promoter by galactose; DNA-templated transcription
Cellular component (GO): nucleus
Molecular function (GO): RNA polymerase II cis-regulatory region sequence-specific DNA binding; DNA-binding transcription factor activity, RNA polymerase II-specific; zinc ion binding
Source: RefSeq, a predicted model, not a curated record
AUGGCGAAGAGGGGUUGCGUAACCCAAAGCAUAAAAGGCGAAGUGAAAGGCUCAGUCGCCGAGGAUCGACACCGCGAGCCUGUACUUCAUGUCGUCGUCGCAAAAUCAAAUGUGAUGUCGGAGAAAGCAGCAAUACCCUCGCCCGACUACAAAAGCACACUUGAAAGACUUUUUCCGGACACUGCCCCGGAGAACAUCGCCCAUUUUUCAAGGGAUAAGUUGUUAGAUUUGGUGACCACAGGCGGAUCCCAAUAUUCCCAGCACAGAGAUCCAUCGAUUGUUGCCGCGUCUCUAGACACCCACAACUCUGGGUUGUCCGGAGAGAUGCCUGGUCUGGAGUCACUACAUUCGAUACCAGGAGAGCAACUCGAUGAAGCUCGGAGUGCUAGUGCCUCGGAGUCAGUCGGACAUAUCUCAGAUGAUGUCAACGCAUUAUCCCUAUCCACUCGACACCCAACAUCCUACCUCGGUGUUUCAUCUAUUCAGGCUGCACUGAAGGUCAUUGCGUGGCUCCAUCCAGCAGUUAAUUCAUACUUCGCCCACUCCUUGUCUAAAGACCAAGCAUCCCAGCCAACCAACUCGUUCCCCCAGUCGCAAGAUCCACCUCAGUCUAACGCCCCACCCACGGAACUUGAAAUGAUAGAUGGGUACUUUAUUAACUUCCAACCAUUCGCACCACUCAUAGACGAAGAAUCUUUUCGCACGACUCACUUAGUUGGCCGUCGGAAGGAUAGUCGAUGGCUUGCACUACUCAACAUAGUUCUCGCGUUGGGCAAUAUUGCAGGCGCCGGCCCAGAUAACCAUACCCACCGUGUUUAUUUUGACCGCGCAAUGGAUCACUUAAAUCUACGUUCGCUCGGGGAUCCUUGCCUUGAAGUUGUUCAGGCUUUCGGACUCAUGGGUGGCUGGUACUGUCAUUAUACUAGCCAGCCGAACCUUGCAUACUCCCUUAUGGGUGCGUCGCUGCGGAUGGCAGUUACUUUAGGCUUGCAGCGGGAGCCGUCUGAUAUUCAUUCGAUACUCGACCAUAAGAAGUCCGCAAACCAAGAAUUUAAACGUCGAGUUUGGUGGUCCCUUUGCUGUUUGGAGACCUGGGGACACGAAACGCUUGGCCGGCCAAGCAUGGAUUACUUUGGCCCGAGCAUCACAGUUAACUUGCCUAGUCGGCUUGACAAGGAAUCUUAUUUCGAUGUCCUCCCCUUGACAGAGAAUAUCCAGUUCGUGAAGAUUGCCCUAAAAAUGCAAGAAUCACUAGCUGCGCUGCCAACCCUAUCCCCCAAGGAGAUGUUCGAUCUGGACUCGCAGCUUGUUCGGUGGUGGAGCGACCUACCGCCAGUCCUCAAGGAUUACGAACCUUGUCCCGAAUCACUACAUGCAGUGCGUACUGUGAUGCGUUGGCGAUACUACAAUCAUCGAAUGCUACUUUAUCGCCCAACUCUUCUGAACUAUGCCAUGCGAAGAAUUCCCUUCAUGGCCAUUCGGGUUGAGGAACGCACUGCUAUUCAGAAAUGCCAGGAAAUCGCAAAGAUUUCCAUCGAUGACAUCUCCUCGACAAUCAAACUCAAUCAGAUGAUCGGCUGGAACGCUGUUUGGAUGUUAUUCCAGGCCACCAUGGUUCCCUUGAUUUGUUUGUCCGCUGGUGUCGCAGAUGACGAUUCCGAUGCUUGUAAGACGCAGGUUGAGACAGCUAUGUUGACUCUUGGUCGCAUGAAGCCUUACGGACACACCUCAGGACGCUCACUUGAGGUUAUCUCGGCCAUUCUCGAGUCUAACCUUCAUCGUCCCACUGCAGAGCCGCUUGAUCCAACUGGAGAGAGCCUCGACCCCCAAAAUUUCCUUCCUCCAAAUACUUUCAAUACAGGCCAACAGCUCGCCCGUGAUCGCGUCUCCGAUUGGACUGCUACUUCCUUUGAAACCCUUUCAUCUCAGUACAUGUGGGAGUAUUUGAGCUGGGAUCAUAGCAAUCUUUGGCCGGAGGUUUUUGACCUUAAUGCUCAGAACGAAAAUGUGGAAAUGUCUUUUUUGAACUCGCCUGGAGGAAACACGUGA